AUGUCGCAGAAACAAUCUCCAAUCCCACAAAACGUCGACUCUUUGUCCACUCCAUCGUCUUCCAUGGCUCCGUUCUCGAGGAUUCCUCCACAAAGCAUCCACGCAAGUAUGGCACUCGACCAUGCGGAUCCUACUCCGGAGCCGUUUGAUCAACCGUCUGCUGGGGGAGCCCCGGAUAUUUUCGAAAAGCGGGAUUCAACCGACGUGGGAGAUGGCAAAGAUGAGCAGGAGGACUUUCUACAAACCCGAGAUCAGAUUUGUGGGGAUAAUUUUGAUGAUCUCCCUAUUGAAAUGAUGAGCUUGACCGACAGAUUUGUUGAAUCUCUAAGCGCUAAGGUUUACGAUACUCCUCCUUCGAUAGACAAACUUGCCAGCCUAUUUCAAGACUUCUACAUUCGCGCUUCGUCGCGUGUCGAGACUCAUGUCUCCAUUUUAGCAUCUCGACUUCGCCGUGGAAAUUCGCCAUCUCCUGCUCGUCCUCAAACAAGCUCCAAGUAUUCGUUUUCGUCAAAACGCAUUUCCUCUGCGGGUGAUAAAGCUGGCUCUGACAAGACGUUUUCGCAACAACAAAUGCUCACGGCGACUGAAGUUGCUGAGCGACGGCGGACCCGGAAACUAUUCCAAAUCAAGCGUCAAGUAUUGGAAGAAGCCAUUGAGCGGCGCGCAUGUGAAUCCGUCUACGAUAAAAUCUGGCGCCAUAGAAGCACUUUGGAUGAAGUAAGAGAUGAAAAAUUGCGCUCAAAAACCGCCGCACUAUCUGUUGUAGGGUUUGGUUUGAAAGAUCUUGGAGUCGAGGUUGAUGCCAGCAAACAGGAAACUACACAAUCUGAGGAGUGGCUUGCGAAUGCAAGGAAAAGCCUGAUGCAAAUGAGUGACGCGAAAUUUCCCCUUGGUAAACUUCAACACCUUACUGCGGCGCAUAAAGCGAUUGUUGAUAGCUUGACCAAAAUUUUGCCUUCGUCGUCAUCCGCCGACGAAAUUCUACCCACCCUCAUUUACGCUCUAGUGACUUCGCCUCCUGAAGGGAUGAGCGUGAUUAGCAAUCUCUUAUUUAUUCAGCGAUUCCGUGCUACCGCUAGGAUUGAUGGAGAGACGGCAUAUUGCCUCACGAAUUUAGAAGCAGCCAUCAGCUUCUUAGAGAAUGUUGAUCUCACCAGUACUGAGAAUAUUGCCGGCAACUCCCGUCAUCCUAAUAGCUUGCAAGAUUCUAUUGAACCUCAACAAGUGCACGAUCUUAGUCCUGUCUCUGUUCCGUCAUCUAGGAUAACUGUGACCUCCACCGUGGGCCAUGGUGUUGCACCAGGCCCGCCAAGAGACAAUUCAUUGAAACCGGCCUCGACUGGGCCUCCGCAGCACCGUCUAAGCAGUAUUUUCCAACCUCCAGCGAAGGCUUUGGAAGCAGCCAAUGAUAUUGUACGCAACACCGCUGACCAAGGCAUCAAGAAUAUUAGCAACACACUUGAUAAUAGCUUCAAGUUUUUAUUUGGUCGACUGAAAGAGGUCCAGCUCAAACAAGGCGAUGGAACACAGGGUGCCGUGGGGAUUGUACCAAAAACCCUUGAUGAUGCCCGUCGACUAGUCAAUUCUCCCGCUGGUAUACCAGAUGAUCUCUCCGGCGAAGAUCCGCCAGCCAAAGAGGAAGGCCCUGCCACCUCCUGCACCCCUACAAGAUCUCGGCUUGAUGAUAGAUUAGCUAGCCUUGUUGCAGGGCGAAAACCAGUUAAUAAUCAUAUAAUUAAACACACAGAAGGGGAAUCGGGAGGUAAUAGCAAGGCUUCUUCCACUUCCGCAUCUUCGAACCCUCAAAUGAACAAUCCUCCUUUUGGCUCGAUGAGGGGUUUUGGAAACACUUUGAAUCCGUUGAGCCAUAUUCCUGGAAUGAUCCGUGGGCUAGGGAGGAGCUCAACCGAGCCCAGCCAAGGUACGGCCGUGGCAGGAGACGGGCCCGAGUUGUCAGAUAACCAGCCUGGUCUUCUCAAAGAGAAGAGCUCCAUCACUGGCAUUGCUCCCCCGAUAAAGAGGUUUACCGAACUGGAAGACGCUACCCACCUAAAGAUUGGUGACAUCCCUGAACUCCUUGAGGAUUAUAAGAGACUUGCAUCAAUUAUAAACAACUUGAGUACAACGUGA
This is a messenger RNA of Uncinocarpus reesii 1704, 2130 nucleotides long. RefSeq lists its product as uncharacterized. Lineage: Eukaryota; Fungi; Ascomycota; Eurotiomycetes; Onygenales; Onygenaceae. Gene Ontology annotation, molecular function: small GTPase binding; guanyl-nucleotide exchange factor activity. The transcript has 2 exons. Gene Ontology annotation, cellular component: endocytic vesicle; cytosol. Gene Ontology annotation, biological process: vesicle-mediated transport. The record is from RefSeq and is a predicted model, not a curated record. The coding region runs from base 1 to 2130 and encodes 709 amino acids.